Messenger RNA from Rotaria sp. Silwood1, 2547 nucleotides. The record is from the annotation of a GenBank genome assembly. Lineage: Eukaryota; Metazoa; Rotifera; Eurotatoria; Philodinida; Philodinidae.
AUGGUUUCAAAAGUAGAAGGUCGUCGUUUGCGUACACAACUUAGGAAGAAUUACGUGGACGAUGAUGAUUUCUUUGAAGAAGUAUUUGAAAAAGUACAAAGAUGGCAGAUUGAAGAGAAAUUAACUGCUUCAGAUAGUUAUCAAGGAAAAUUUGUUGAAGAACUUACAGCUGACGAAUUCAAUUUAUCCUAUAUUCAACGUACCGGUUUUCCAAAUCCAAUUAUUAUAAAACAACAUCGAGGCUUAGGUCUUCGAGUUCCAACAUCUAAUUUUACAAUUCAUGAUGUUCGUGCAUGUAUUGGUUCUCAACGUAUAAUCGAUGUUGUUCAUGUUGAUACUCAAGAAUCAUCACAAAUGACAAUGAAAUCAUGGACAGAUUAUUAUGAUCAACCACCAGAAAAACGUUCUCAAUUAUUAAAUGUUAUUUCACUUGAAUUUAGUCAUACAAAACUUGAAAAAUAUGUUGAAUCUCCAUCACUUGUACGUGAAAUUGAUUGGGUAUCAAAUGCAUGGCCUCAAUAUUGGCAAAAUCUUCAAGCUCAAUAUCAAAAUAAUCUCAAACAAGAACAUAUGUAUUAUCCAAAAACUCGAAAAUAUGUUCUUAUGUCAGUUGCAAAAUGUUUUACUGAUUUUCAUAUUGAUAUGGGUGGAUCAUCUGUUUGGUAUCAUUUAUUAAAAGGAAAGAAAGUAUUUUGGUUAUUACCACCAACUGAAUCUCAUUUACGUUUAUAUGAAGAAUGGAAUUUAUCUGGACAACAAAAUGAAUGUUUUUUUGCUGAUUUAUGUAAUUCAAAUGAUUGUCAAAUGAUAAUUCUUGAACCUGGUUGGACAUUUUUUUUACCAUCAGGUUGGAUUCAUGCUGUAUAUACAAUGGAAGAUUCUCUUGUUUUUGGUGGAAAUUUUUUAAAUUCUUUUAAAAUUCCAAUGCAAAUACAAGUUUGGAUGAUUGAAAGAAAAGUUCGAGUACCUGAUCGAUUUCGAUAUCCAUAUUUUAUUGAAAGUAUGUGGUAUAUUAUUCAACGUUAUGUACAUAGUCUAACUGGUAUUACACAUAUUGCUGAUGAUUGUUUGGAAUAUGCACAAAAGCAACAAGAAACAGAUGGAAUAAAAUCAACAACACCAAUCAAUUCUUCAGGUAAAAAUAAAAAAGCUACAAUCUAUUCAUAUAAAUUUCAAUAUCAACAUUUGACUCGAUUUGAACUAGACGGUCUACAAACAUUAUGUUCUCUUUUACGAAAAUUAAAAGACAAAUCGAUCCCGGAAGAUCUUAUUCAACCACAACAACUUUUGGAAUCAAUGGAGCGUCUUCUUAUUGAUCAUGUUUCUGAUGAUUCUCAAUUAUCAAUAACUGGUCAAUCGAUAAUUCAUUACAACUAUAAUCAACAAUAUACAUUCGAUAUAACUAACAAUCAAAACGAAACGGAGACUUUUCAAGGCAUUAAACGUAAAAAUCCUGAUCAUAAUAAUAUGCAACAAUCAUCAUUUCAUCUUAUUCAUCCUUCACAACAUCAAUAUGAAACAUUAUCAAUGCAACAACCAACUACAAAUGUUGUUACAUUACAUCCAUCAACAACUGUUUUAUUAAGUGGACCAUUAGCUAGUUCUAAUUCAUCAAAUUAUUAUCCUUCUCAUCAUCCUCUUCCACCUCCACAACAACAACAACAGCAACAACAUUAUAUUAAUAAUUAUAAUCAAUAUACUCCAACAAAAUCACCAACACAACAACAUUAUCAAACAGAUAAAAAUAUAACUGCAAAAGAUCGACAUAAACGUGUUCGAUGUAAACAAUGUGAACCAUGUUGUCGAGAUGAUUGUUCUGAAUGUGUACAUUGUAAAGAUAUGCCAAAAUUUGGUGGUGUUGGAAAAAUGAAACAAUGUUGUUUAACAAAACAAUGUAUUGCACCUAUAUUACCAUCAACAGCAACAUGUCAAGUAUGUUUAAAAAAGAAAGGUUCAAGAAAAUUAUCUCAAUUAAAACCAGAAGAAAUUCUUUAUGAAUGUGAACGUUGUAUGGAAAUUCAUCAUUUACCAUGUUUUCAUACUGCUCAUUCUGAUGUAUCUACAAGUGAAGGUGUAUUUAGUGAUGAUAUACCUGAAACAUGGUUAUGUCCAAAAUGUAUUACAGCUAAUACACCUGAACCACCUUUGUAUAAAUUACGACCUAUUGUUCGACGAACAUUAGUUACAACAAAUAAAGGUAAAAAUGGUCUUAUUGAAUUACCAUAUUCAGAUCCUUCACAACAACAACAUCAUCAUCAUAUUUUACAACAACAACAACAACAACAACAGCACCAGCAACAAUAUCAUAUGUAUGCAACAAAUAUAAAUACGAAUUUACAUUAUACAGAUUCGUAUGAAGUUAUGGAAAAUGAAGCAAAAAAACGCCGUCUUUAUGCAAGUAUGUAUACAACAAAUGGAAAUAUUGAUUCACCUGGAAUACCAACCAAUCCAUCGUCAACAAUGAAUAAUAAUUUAGUUGCUCUUGAUGAUCUUUCACAAUCGUUAAAUGAUUCGGAUUUAUAUAUUCCACAAAUGUUUGCUGUUUAA